Messenger RNA from Propithecus coquereli (Coquerel's sifaka), 1461 nucleotides. RefSeq names its product kynurenine/alpha-aminoadipate aminotransferase, mitochondrial-like. The coding region runs from base 205 to 1461 and encodes 418 amino acids. Gene Ontology annotation, biological process: biosynthetic process. The transcript has 12 exons. The record is from RefSeq and is a predicted model, not a curated record. NCBI's taxonomy places the organism in Eukaryota, Metazoa, Chordata, Mammalia, Primates, Indriidae. Gene Ontology annotation, molecular function: L-kynurenine:2-oxoglutarate transaminase activity; pyridoxal phosphate binding.
AGCACAGCGGCCCGGCCCUGGAGCUGCGGCGCGGGCUUGGGAGAGGGACGGACCCUCCCUCUGCGGGGGGACGUCGCGGUCCGGCCACCCGCCCAGGCCGCUCAGGACCCGGAGACCGAGCGCGGACUGAGCGGAACGUGACUGCGCUGUUUGGUUUUUCCAGCCCCGACCGCUGAGGAAGGCGCGUGCGUGGCUGUCGGAGACAUGAAUUACACGCGGUUCAUCACCGCAGCGAGCGCGGCCAGAAAGCCUUCUCCCAUCCGAACCAUGACUGAUCUAUUGAGCAGGGCGCCAAAAUCGGUCAUCUCCUUGGCUACUGGAUCACCAAAUCCAAACAUGUUCCCCUUUAAGACAGCUGUCAUCACUGUGGAAGGUGGAAAGACCAUCCAGUUUGGGGAAGAGAUGAUGAAGAGAGCACUUCAGUAUUCUCAAAGUGCUGGAAUUCCAGAGCUUUUGUCCUGGCUAAAACAGUUACAAGUAAAAUUGCAUAAUCCUCCCACCAUCCACUAUCCACCCAGUCAAGGACAAAUGGACAUGUGCGUCACAACCGGCAGUCAAGAAGGUCUUUGUAAGGUAUUUGAAAUGAUCAUUAACCCUGGAGAUAAUGUCCUCAUAAAUGAACCUAUUUAUUCAGGAACACUUCAAGCUCUGCAACCCCUGGGCUGCAACAUCAUAAGCGUUGCCAGUGAUGAACAUGGGAUUAUUCCAGACUCCCUCAGAGAAAUACUUUCCAAAUGGAAGCCAGAAGAUUCAAGGAACCCCAAGAAAAACACCCCCAAAUUUCUUUAUACUGUCCCAAAUGGCAACAACCCCUCUGGAAACUCAUUUACAAGUGACCGCAAAAAGGAUAUCUAUGAGCUUGCAAGAAAAUAUGAUUUCCUCAUAAUAGAAGAUGAUCCGUACUAUUUUCUCCAGUUUGACAAGCCCUGGGCACCAACCUUUCUUUCCAUGGAUGUUGACGGGCGUGUCAUCAGAGCCGACUCUUUUUCAAAGGUCCUUUCUGCUGGGUUGAGAAUAGGGUUUCUCACUGGUCCAAAACCCUUGAUAGAGAGAGUUGUUCUUCACACACAAGUGUCAACAUUGCACCCCAGCACUUUUAACCAGCUCAUGAUAUCACAGCUGCUACACCAGUGGGGAGAAGAGGGCUUCCUGGCUCACGUACACAGGGUUAUUGAUUUCUACAGGAACCAGAGAAAUGCAGUAUUGGCAGCUGCAGACAAGUGGUUAGGUGGUGAGUGGAACGUUCCUACUGCUGGAAUGUUUUUAUGGAUUAAAAUUAAAGGCAUUUCUGAUGUAAAACAACUGAUUGAAGAAAAAGCCAUUAAGAAAGAGGUGUUCAUGCUUCCUGGAAAUGCUUUCUACGUCGAUAGUUCAGUUCCUAGAGCUUAUAUGAGAUUGUCCUACUCUUCAGCAUCUCCAGAGCAGAUGGACGUGGUGAGUACAAUGGUCUCUCCAGAGUAA